GCAACUGUGGAAGAAAAAGCAAACGACGUCGUCAUCUUUCGCACCUUGUCUAGGAUUCCCUCGACACCCUAUCAUUUCAUCUUCUUCUUCUUCUUCCUUUUUCCCUCUUUUUUAACAAACCCACCACCUUCCUUUUCGUCUUCACAAAUUAUUACUCACUUGCUUCGUAAGAAUCCAAGCGAAGUUUGUUUCGCUUCACUCCUUCGUCUUUUGUUUCUUCCAUGGCCGUAACACCACAAUCCAUCCCCGACAUCCCCAUCGAUUUUCGCGCUCCUCCGCCCUCUCCCAUUGCCUCCGGCCGACGUUCCUCCUUCGCCAACGACGAUGUGCUCACCGAGUUUCUGGAAACUUCGCUGCGUGUACCUGACCUUAUCUUGCCGGACAAGAUCUUCCCCAAACAAAAGUGCCUCGAAACGCCUCCCAAGGUUGAUUUUAGAUCGCUGUGUUCCGAUCAUGAGGACUACGUUGCGUCAUCGUCCGACGUUGUUUCCGAUUCCAUGGCGAGAAUCGGAUGCUUCCAGCUGGUGAAUCACGGAGUCCCGCGCGAACUGAUGGCCUCAUCGAGGGAGGUUGCCCAGGCAAUUUUUCAGGUCCCGCCGGAGAAGCGAGCGACGGUGACGAGAUCGCCACCGGAGAAGCCAUGGGGUUUCGAGGAGUAUCAUUCGGAGGAGGACGGAAGUGAGUUGAGCGAGGAGUUCGUGUGGUGCAGAGAUCAUGACCUGAAGUUGAAAAUGGAGGGAAUUUCUCCAGUUGGGUAUUCAAAAUUCAGCAAGGAGAUGGAAGCUCUCAUGUCAAGCAUAGAGAAGGUGGCCGAGAAAAUUCUACCAGUGAUGUUGAAGAAUUUUCCUGGAAAAUUGUUGGCUCCAUCAGGGGGCAGUGAUCAUCAGGGGCAUGAAUUUGGGACGCUUUGUUGUGUUUACAAGCAUAGUCAGGACAGUAUGGCAGAUGGAUGGGCAAACUCAUUGAAAUAUGAUGUGAUCAGAAUGCUGAUAAGAGGAAGCGAUUACUCUCACGCCUUAUGUUUGCAUGUUUGUGAUGGCUGUUCUGAGUUUCAUGUUUACUCCAAGAAAGGUUGGCUCUCUUUCUGCCCAGAACAAGGUGCACUCAUAAUCACUGCUGGAGACCAAAUUCAGGUAGCGAGUGGUGGGCUGUGCAAGCAGGUGAUCGGAAGGCCAAUCUUGAAAGGAGAGAAAGAUGAUGAUGGCAUUUCAAUGGCAUUUCUCUAUUCUCCUCCAAACGACACAACCACUUCUGAAACCAAAAAGGAAGCAACUAUCUCCCUUGGCCAGCAAGCCUUGUUGGCUAUGAUCCUCAUCCUUGUUUACCAAUUCUUGAUUUUUGUGUACAAAAAAUUUUGAUCAUAAUCUUGUUUUGGAGGAUUGUUUGUGCACAGUUCCAUACAAAUUACACAAGCAUUGGACAGGUGGUGGUUUUCCUUCUAUGUGCCUGUUUGGAUUACCUGUACAGAAUUGAUUUUGUGAGAUAAAUAUAUAAGGCGAAUCUUAUUUCUCAAAA
Messenger RNA from Neltuma alba, 1515 nucleotides. Its product is annotated as 1-aminocyclopropane-1-carboxylate oxidase 4-like. Bases 222 to 1358 code for a protein of 378 amino acids. The record is from RefSeq and is a predicted model, not a curated record. Lineage: Eukaryota; Viridiplantae; Streptophyta; Magnoliopsida; Fabales; Fabaceae. The transcript has 3 exons.